Messenger RNA from Cornus florida, 2926 nucleotides. RefSeq names its product L-type lectin-domain containing receptor kinase IX.1-like. Gene Ontology annotation, cellular component: plasma membrane. Lineage: Eukaryota; Viridiplantae; Streptophyta; Magnoliopsida; Cornales; Cornaceae. The coding region runs from base 507 to 2684 and encodes 725 amino acids. Gene Ontology annotation, molecular function: protein kinase activity; ATP binding; carbohydrate binding. The transcript has a single exon. The record is from RefSeq and is a predicted model, not a curated record. Gene Ontology annotation, biological process: protein phosphorylation.
AUACCCUUCCAAUAGAAUACAAACAAAUUGAAUAGUUGAAAUAAAGUAAUCUCCAUAAAGUUACUGCUUACUUGGUUUGUCACUUAAAAAAAUAAAUAAAUAAAAUAUAAAAAAUUAUCAAGUACUCAAAAAAAUAAAAAAUUGAUCUUAGAAAACUGAACCAACGCGACAAAGGAUAAUGGAAUACAUAUUAUUUCAUAAUUUUUUUAAAAAAUGACAUUAUAUUUUGUUACAUUCUUUUAUGGCAUCUCUAGUAAAAUUGUUGUUUUCAUUAUCUGUGAUUGCAUUGUAAGUUCUGUGCCAAUUUAUGAAGAUCCAUAAAGCUUUCUUGUUGGUUUUCUCACUAGUGAUGUGCCAAUUUCGGUUUUGAACUAGGAUAGACUUGUUUUUCGUGGAUCAACAGGGACACCUACCAACCAUCUUUCUUAUAUAUGUUCUGGUAGGUACCUAGCUUUGAAUCACUCACCAACACAAAUCUGUUUCUCUCAGUACGUACCCUAUCAACCAUGGAAAUUCUCAAAUACGACCACACUCAUCGUCAUUUCCCUCCAUAUAUUCUGUUUGGUGCUAUGUCCAAGAUCUCUGUUUUUCUCUUCCUACUAAUCACCCCCUUUGCAAAACCACUAUCCCACGAAAACACCACCUUCGGAUUCAACAGUUUCAAUCCAAACAUGCAUGACAUCUCAUAUGAAGGAGAUGCUUACUCGUCAAACCAAGUCAUCAGUCUCACAAAAUAUUUAAAAGCAAGCGUUGGUCGAGCCACCUACAGAGAACCCAUAAAACUUUGGGACAUUGCCUCUGGAAAUCUUGCAGACUUCAACACCCACUUUUCCUUUCUAAUAAACUCGCGAAAUGCUUCCACUGGUUACUCUGGUUUUGCCUUCUUUCUCGCUCCCUUCGGCUCCCACCUCCUUCCUAACUCAGGAAAUAGCCAUCUUGGUCUGGUUGGUACCAACACCACAAACGUUUCAUUUGUUGCUGUUGAAUUCGAUACAUAUUCGACUCCUGGGCCAUGGGACUUCCAAGGCUCUGAUCAUGUGGGUAUUGAUGUCAACUCUCUUAGUUCUGUAGAGGCCGUGGAAUGGUCUUGGAGUGACGGGCAAAGAGCUAAGGCUUGGAUCAGCUAUAAUUCUAGUUCAAAAAAUCUUAGUGUUCUUGUGAAUGAUGAUCAAAUGGCUUCAAGUAGUUCAACUUCAAAUUCCACUAGCCUUUCCUACAUAGUUGAUUUGAAGAUGUUUUUACCGGAGUUGGUGACCAUUGGCUUUUCUGGUGCCUCUGGAUCAGAUAAUGAUGGGUAUGAGACGUACAACAUUAUCUCAUGGGAUUUCAGCUCUACUCUGAAAAGUGCUGAAAAUGUAACAAAUAUGAUCUCUGGAAGAAAGAAAAACAAGAUCUGGCUGUGGAUAUAUAUCAUGCUGGGUGUUGGUGCUUGUUUUGUGGUUCCUGCUUUGGUAUGGUUUGGCUGUUGGAUGGAAAGGAAUAAAAGCAAAACUGAAAGUGGUCGUAUGGAAAGAAAUAAUAAAAGGAAUACUGAAAAUAAUCCGAUGCCAGCAGACUAUGAGUUGGAAAGGGUGGAAGUACUACCUAGGAACUUCUCAUGCCAGGAGUUGGAAAGGGUGGAAGUACCUAGGAACUUCUCAUACUGGGAAUUGGAAGUCGCGACCAAUAGUUUUGCAGAUGAACGGCUGCUUGGAAGGGGAGGGUUUGGACGGGUUUACAAAGGGGUCUUGAGUGAUACCGAAUCCAGUGUUGCUGUUAAAAAGAUAAUUCCAGAGUCGCGGCAAGGUAUGAAGGAGUAUGUCUCAGAAGUUCAAGCCAUUAGCAGACUGAGGCACAAGAACUUGGUGAAACUCAUUGGUUGGUGUCAUGAUCAAGAUCAGGAACUUCUCAUUGUUUAUGAUUUCAUGCCAAAUAAGAGCUUGGAUUUCCAUCUUUUCAAAGAAACACGCUUGUUGAAAUGGGAAGAGAGGUACAGGAUCGCGUUAGGUCUGGCAUCGGCAUUGGUUUAUAUGCAGGAGGACUGUGAACAAUGUGUGCUGCACCGGGACAUCAAAUCGAGCAAUGUUUUGUUAGAUUCGAAUUUUAAUGCGAAGCUUGGGGAUUUUGGGCUAGCAAGACUCGUAGAACACGGAAAAGAAUCUCAAACAACGGAUUUGAUUGGGACACCGGGUUACAUGGCUCCCGAAUACCAUCAGAAUAGAAAAGCUACCAAGAAAUCGGAUAUCUACAGUUUUGGGAUCGUCGCUUUGGAGAUAGCAUGUGGAAAGCAUGCUAUUGAACAUGGUGAAGCCAAAGGCAAGAAAGUUGUAAUUGAAUUGGUGAAGGCGGUAUGGGGACACUAUGGAAAUAGAAAUUUUAUGGAGGCAGGCGAUCCAAAAUUAGGCAGAGAGUAUGAUGUGGAACAGAUGAAGCGUUUGAUUGUUGUGGGGCUUUGGUGUGCUCAUCCAGAUUAUAGCAGCCGCCCUUCCAUAAAGGAAGUCAUGGAUGUGCUCAAUUCUAAAGCUCCAUUGCCAGACCUGCCAUCAGCUAUGCCAGUAUCCACAUUUAUUCCUCUUCCAGUAAUUCUUUCCUCAUCAAAUGGUGCUAGUGGUUCUGAAAGAGGCCAACCCCAAUAUUCAGGCAAUAGCGGCAACACUGAUUCCUCAAACUACAGGUCAUUUCCUACAGCUUCUGGUGGUUCAUGAUUCUCGCACAUUCAGAUGUGUAGCUAUGUCCUAAAUAUAUCAAGCUUGAAAUAUGCAUGUGAUGUGUGUGUGUUUCAGUGUUUGUGUGUUUUCUUCUUAUCUCUGUGCCUUAAUUACAUCUAGCAUUGUUAUUGGCACUUCUUGUUUUCAAUCUGUAUAAUUUGCGCUAUUGUUAUUGUGAGUGUGAAGUAUUGUAACUUGAGUGAAGAGAUUGGUAAUGAAUGCUGUGAUUUCAAUUUCUA